AUGGAUGGAGAAAACGUGGACCUCUGGAAGAAACCGCAUAAAUAUGAUACCAGAUCAAUAUCUUUGGACGAUGCGAUCAAUCGCACGGACGCUUUGCGAGACCAUGGAGUUAUUUGUGCCGAUAACACUGCAGCACUAGGUCUCAGUUUGGUCGGGGUUGGACUAACCGAAAGGUCUAAAAGAUCAGGGCCUGGACCUUACGUUUCAAAAGCUCGAAAUUUCUCCACAAAUGACGUUGGCAAAGCUAGCAUUAAACGUCCUAACUCUUACAGAGGAAUUGGCGAAAGUGACCACGGCGGGCAAGCCUCAACCAAUCAUUCAAAGCUUCUACCCAGCAAAGAGGUUGUGGAUGAGAGUUUUAAUCAGUUAUUAAAAAGUAGAUCUUUCUUUUGGGGCACUGCCAGAUCAGGUCUACUCAGUCUCAGUCAUGAGCGUAAAUGGCAACUCGUUUGCAAAGAACGGCGCUUGCAGGAAGAAAGUGGGACUGAAAAAAAGAGCAAAUCCACGGGCGAUGACAUGCUCAUCGAUGCGCUAAAGUCAAAAGCGUAUCCGCGGAAGCUCGUGGCUGACAACCUGUACGAAGUAGAAAGACUUCUUCGAAGAACUGACAUCUGCGAAUGGUUUUUAGAAAACGAAGGGACACAACAGCUGGUAGAAGCUGGCGAUUCGCUUCGACUUGACGACAUAUACGUCUACCUUCGAUGUUUUAAGACGUUGACCAACCACAAGAGUGGGAGAUUAGCAGUGGCAGGAAAUGAAAGAUUCAUCGAGUUUCUAUGCAGCACUCUUGUACAGGAGAAUGUUCAUCUUCGAGUCAACCUCCUGAGUGCUGAGCUUUUACUGCUGCUGACUUUUGUAGAGGCUCAUGAUUGCUGCAAUAAUGUUUCUAAGCAUUUAGAAAGCCGAUAUUCUCAGUGGUUUACAUUUCUUGAGUCUUUACUCGAUGGUAGUACUUCGGCGGACGAACAAACGACUCUACUUUUACCGGCGCUAAAACCGCAACAAAUACUGCAGAAUUACUGCUUAACUUCAGCCUUCCUCAUAAACUCAGUUUUGCAGGUGGCCCCAUCAAACGGAGAAAAGCUGAGACUCAUCAAAGCAUUCCAGGAGCUCAGAUUGCAUCGCGUAUUUCAUCUCAUGACGAAGUUGGAGUAUCAAGAUUUAACCAAUGAAAUUGACAAAUACAAAUCAAACGAGGAACGGAUUAUCUCUGAGGCCAAUCCAGCCCUGCCCGAUCUCCUUGACAUUUCGUAUGGCCAACACUUGAACUCGAUUGUUGAGCAAAGUCGAAACAAUCCCUUGGAACACUCAGUGCACCAAGUAUUUGAAAGUUUAUCCCAGACCAUAAUGUCACGUACGAUGUCAGAUAGCUUGAAGGCACUCAAGCUAUUUUGCUCGGUCUUGAACUACCUGAAAGACUAUACUUAUGGAGAGGAUAACAUGAACAUCGACUCGGUAAUAAAUUUAUCGCUCAACCAAUUAGUGGACAACCUUCAAUCAGAUGAGAUAGCUCAACGAGCUCUAGAUGAAUUGACAUCUGUGCAAAAAAAUCUUGAAAGCCUAGAGUUGGAAAAUGACGCUUUGCGCCAAGAAAAAAAUGUAUCGAAGGCAAGUAUAAUGGUAGAACUGCAAAGAACCAAAGAUGAGCUAGCUACAAAGCUAAAACACAUUGAAUCUUUAAGAGAAGAAUUGGAACUGAGCAACAGGCAGAGGAUUCAGGAUAAAACGCUAUUCGAUAGGUCUCUUGCUAAUAAGAGGUCAGUACCGCCCUCAAGGGCGGCUACGUUGAGCGCAUUCGAUCAUAUCAAGUUGAAAUCGAAGAAGGACAAUAUUCCAAAACUUACACGCAAUUGCUCGCUGUCCAAAAGUAGCAGAUUUACGUCUCUGUCGGAUUUGGUCAAAACCUUCGAUAGCGACAGGGAACUGAGCCUGUCCAAGCGAGGUACCACGGCGGCCAACUCUGACGCUCCGUUUAACAACUCGGAUGAGGAAACACACAUUAAUUUUGAGCGACCUUCUCAAAACAUGGUAAACAUGGACAAAAAGAAGAAUGGUGAAGUCGCUACAGAUGACGUUGUUGGUCGUAAAGGUUUUGGUUUAACAAAGCUGGCCAUGGACCGAAGAACUGGUUCUGGAUUUUUGUCUGCCACGCCUCCCAUUAUCGGGCCUGCGCCAGAUCAUCAAGGUGAUAUCACCAGAAAACCUGCACAGAGUGUAUUUGAUCGCAGAGAAAUAAACCGUGGAGAGAUGAAAAACUCAUUAAACGAGGGGCACACCAGGAUUAAUGAAACAGCCUCUGAAAAUGCUCAAUUCUUGCCGCCAAGACAAAUAAUCGAUGCCAGUUUCAAGCAAACAGUGCCCCCACCUCCUCCCCCACCAUUACCACAAACGUUGCUUGGUCUCAAGCCGUCGGACAUACAAGGUAGUUUAACAGGCGCGGUUGUACCGGCAAGCCUAUCGACCAAAACUGUUCCUGGCCCGCCGCCGCCACCUCCGCCACCACCUCCCCCUCUGCCGAGUUUUCCCAAUAGAGGAGCGGACAGCUUACCAAUUUUACCAUCGAACGAUAAAUCUAAAGAAUCCCAAGCUACCAAUAGUCCACCCGCAGCUCCACCGGCUCCCUCAAGCUUAUCUCUUCUCAUGUCAUCGAGGCCUACCGAAAAUUCAAAACCCCAGGUUCAAUUGAAACAAAUACAUUGGGAGAAAAUAGAAAAUGUCACCGACACAAUUUGGAACCAAGAGGAUGGUCGGCAAGAUGUUGCUUUCCAUUUGAAAAAUACUGGUAUUUUUGAUGAGAUCAGUGAGUUAUUUGAAGUCAAGAAGGCCAAUGCCAUGAAGGCGAGAACGGUCAGCUCGAGUGCCAAGGGCAAAAUAUCAAUACUGGCAAGAGACCUCGCACAGCAAUUUGGUAUCAAUUUGCAUAUGUUCUCAAAUUUGUCGGUGGAGGAUUUUGUUCUUAAAGUGCUGCAUUGUGAUCGAGAGGUGAUCAACAACCAAAGUGUGUUGGAGUUUUUCGCUCGAGAAGAUCUGAGUAACAUCCCUCACAGCACGGCGAUUAAAUUUGAGCCAUACGCUACAAAUUAUGAAAUUAAAAAGAACCCAACUCUUGACAGCGGAAAACUGGAACGUGCUGACCGCAUCUUCUUGGAACUUUGCUUCAAUCUGAAAAGUUACUGGAAUAGUCGCUCCGCAUGUCUUUUGACCCUAGCAGUUUACGAAAAGGAUUAUUUCGACAUAAUGUACAAGCUGCAAAGGGUUGACGACGCUGUGAAUGCGUUAAAAUCAUCAAAAAAAUUACAAGAGGCUUUAAUGGUGAUUGUAGAAAUCGGCAACCACAUGAACCGCAAGCAGGCUCCUGGAAUUAAAAUCAGCUCUUUACAAAAGCUGGCUUUUGUCAAGUCGAGUGCGGACAGCCAUACCUCGCUGUUGCAUGUCGUGGAAAGGGUUUUACGAGAAAAAUGCAGGGACGCUUAUGGAUUUGUGACUGAUUUGACCAAAGUGACGGAUCUGGGCAACCUUGUGGUAGGCCAGAUUGAGCAAGACUGCCAAGAGUAUUUGAAGCGCAUCACGUCGAUGAAACAGUCCUUGGAAAAAGGGCGACUUUCUGAUCCCAAAGUUUUACAUCCGGAGGACCGGCUUUUGGUGAAAGUAGGGUCGAAAGUGGAGACCGCGACGCGGAAAUCGAACCUGUUGCGAAAUCAGUGUGCGCUUACAAUGCGCGGGCUUGAAAACCUGAUGAAACUGUACGGAGAAGACGGUCGGAACGCAGACUCCAAAAACGAGUUUUUACAUCAUUUUGCAAGAUUCGUGCAGCAGUUCAAGAAGGCUGCCAAGGACAACCUAGAGAAGGAAGAGAUGGAGCGUGUUUACAGACAGCGUACCGAGUUUUUGCAGAAUAAAAACGCAAGCGCCGGUGGUACAAGUGAGGAGGGACCGCUGUCGUCCGUAGAGCAAGAACAGGACGACACAGUGGAUGUUCUUAUUAAAAGACUUCGGGGCUUGAGCAAUAAGGAAGAGCGAUUAUCUUCAACAUCGAAACGGAAGUCCGAUGAUCGCCAACUCUGGGUCAGGACCAAAGAUGUGCUAAGUAGCAUUCAAAAGAUUUGA
Lachancea lanzarotensis is the source of this 4107-nucleotide messenger RNA. RefSeq names its product LALA0S01e18756g1_1 (gene BNR1). The transcript has a single exon. Lineage: Eukaryota; Fungi; Ascomycota; Saccharomycetes; Saccharomycetales; Saccharomycetaceae. The record is from RefSeq and is a predicted model, not a curated record. Gene Ontology annotation, cellular component: cell division site; mating projection tip; cellular bud neck. Gene Ontology annotation, molecular function: small GTPase binding; actin binding. Bases 1 to 4107 code for a protein of 1368 amino acids. Gene Ontology annotation, biological process: barbed-end actin filament capping; mitotic actomyosin contractile ring assembly; actin filament bundle assembly.